CUAAUCCCUAAUAUAAGCAGCCAGACUGUUCUUCUCCGACUCUGCACGGGAUCCAUCUGCCUCUGCCUCUGCUGCUGCUGCCAAUGAAUUCGCUAAGAAGCCGAACCGACUAAUCGGAACAACAGGCUGAUAGGCGUCCCAGUGGGUGCAACAGGACGAGACUUCCGGCCAUGGCUCGCCUAAACAACCCACCUCACCGUCCGUCCCAACUACUCGGCUGAGCAAAGACCAUGAUCCAUCCCAAGAAAAAGAACUCAGACCGAGAUUUGCUGGUUUUCUGCCCUGUCACGCAUGCUCCCAGGCUUUAUUGAGCCGUUGACAUCGUGGUGGAAAGGGCUCCAGGCGAGAUGAGCACCGUCACCGGGCGAUGGAUCGUACGCCUCCACAACCAACACCCGUCAUGUCUCCGUCUUGUCGAACCAAGUCGAAGACCGGCUGCAGGACCUGCAAAAUCCGGAAGAUCAAAUGUGACGAGCUGAUGCCGGAAUGCCGGCGCUGCACCUCCACAGGACGCAAAUGCGACGGCUAUGGGAUAUGGGGAGGCGGAGGCGGAGGACGAGGACGAGGAGGAGAUGGGAAUAAUACAUCCCAACAACGCCAUCGUCCCCAGCUCUCGAGGAACGCUCUCGCAGAAUACUCGUACCGUGCUGACCCCACCCUCGCCCGUCCUAGGACCUUCUGUGUCUACCCAGCUAGCGCCCUGGACGCCGACGAAAAGGCUCAUCUGGAGUGGUUCUGGUGCCGCACGGCCAGGAAGCUCCAGGGGGCUUUUUUCUCGGACGCUGGCAACGCCCUGUUGUUCCAGGCCAGUGCCGCCGAGCUGGCCGUGACCCAUGCCGUGCUGGCCCUAUGCUCGGUCCACAAGCGCGCGGAUGUGUCUCUCCUGCGGCAGCGCGAGGAGCGGUUCGCCCUGGUCCAAUAUAACAAGGCCAUCAAGUACCUGCAGCCCCGGCUCAUGGCCAGCGACCGCACGUCGCUCCGACUCUGUCUCCUCUCGUGCAUCGCCUUCAUCCACUUGGAGUUCUUUCGCAGCCACUACCAGACCGCCAGGAGUCAUCUGGAGCACGGACUGAGAAUGUUGGACUGCCUCGAAGCCCUCUCAAGCUCCAACAGUCACGAGGGCGUUGACGGCAGGCCCAACCGCUCCUUUAUUGAUGACUGGAUCGUGCGCAAUCUGAGAGGACUGUACGUGCAGUCGAUGUUGUUCGGACAACAACCCCCCCGUCCUUGGACUGUGGUCGAUGGCUCGAAACACAUCUUGGAGAUUGCAACCUUCUCCUCGGCGCACCAGGCGAGGGAAUACAUGGAACUCCUGCUCCUCAGAAUCUGCCGACUCACAGAGCCUCACGCGCGGCAAUCCCCAACUCCGUCCGACGGGACCUGUUCGCCUCCCUGUCAGCCCAAGGACGUGGCGCGCGAUCUCCAGGCCUGGAAAUCCAUUCAUGACAGGACGAUGGCCAAGCUCCGGUCCACGAUGAACGGGCUGGAGGUCUUCGCCCACCGCCUGCUGUGCGUCUACCACACCAUGGCCGAGAUCAUGGUCGCCACCACGGGCUGCGACCCGCGGGGGGAGUCGAGAUUCGACCAUCAAACCGCCCGCUUCACGACCAUCGUCGCGCAGACGCUCGACCUCCGCCACAUCGCGCUGACGAGCAAGGUGCGUCAGAAGUUUUUCGGCACCGAGGAGGGGCUCUCGCACUCGAUCGCCGACAUGGGCCUGAUGGCGCCGUUGUUCUACGUCGCCGUCAAGUGCCGGGUGCACUGCCUCCGAGUGCAGGCCAUCCGGUUGAUCGCGGAUGUGCCGCGCAAAGAGGGCAUCUGGGACGCUACCCUCGUCGCGCAGAUUGCCAGGAAGGUCAUGGCGGUGGAAGAAGCCGACAUCGGCAGCUCCGACGUGUCCGACGAUGACCUCCCCGGCCUGGAUGUCGCCUAUGCGCAACUCCAGUCGCUCCCAAUCAGCCGAGUGUCGUUUCCCUCAGCAUGUCGGCGGGUGGAAGCAGUUGACGUCCUGCUACCCGAUGGUCCUUGGGAUCCUGUCGUCCUGAAAUGCAGUUCCCAAGACAACAGCCAGUUGGACACGUACCUCAUUGACCGGCAUGAGGUUGGUAUCUGAGUCCCGAGCAGAUUAACGACGAGCAUGAACGAAUGAAUGACAGCUUCUGGCAGUGCACGAGGUAUUCCGGCACCGGGCACGAAGAACUCACGCCAAAACCUCUACUAAAACGACCAUCAUGGCAGUUGAAUGCAAGAAUUUCCCAUAUUCUCAUAAUACCCAAGUUCCUUUCGCGCUCCUCCUUUGCCACAGAGCCCAUGAGGGCCCCUGCAUCUGGGUCCCAGAAUCCAAUCCGUGUUCAAAUCAUCCUUUGUUUCCAUAUGAGACGCGGUUCAGAGAUUCCUCUCAUGAUGCUUCAUGCCAAAACAAUACAGAUCCCAUCUUCCUUGGUCAACCAAAACAAUAUAUACCCAUACCGCCUCACCCCUCUUUGCCUUUGCUUAUCCUUAAAGUCUGAGGGGUAUCCAAGAGUCAUUGUCGUCAAAUGUCAUUUCAUAAAAACUGUUCCAGAUGUUGCCAGGUGUAUGACACCCGGCGGAAAAUAUGUUCUCCGUCAUACCGAUCCAUUCCCAAAACUCCCUACUUGAAUAAACCCAUAUAGAACCGCAGCAGACGUGUCUGGGUAUCGUGACAAUUCUAUAUCGAACGCGCCACAGUCGGAUGUCUCAUGCAUCGGUCAGACACCAUCUCCAAAACUCCUCACGUGGUCGCGAGGAAAAGUGAAGGCUAAAGAUGAAAUGAAGAACUUCGAAGGACUCGUGUGCAGCGUGUCCGACCGCAAAGUGACUUGUUGAAAGCUCUGAAUGCCGCUAUUUGAUGUCCGAGGGAU
Messenger RNA from Cladophialophora immunda, 2882 nucleotides. RefSeq lists its product as uncharacterized. The transcript has a single exon. The record is from RefSeq and is a predicted model, not a curated record. Gene Ontology annotation, biological process: regulation of DNA-templated transcription. The coding region runs from base 368 to 2113 and encodes 581 amino acids. Gene Ontology annotation, molecular function: DNA-binding transcription factor activity, RNA polymerase II-specific; zinc ion binding. NCBI's taxonomy places the organism in Eukaryota, Fungi, Ascomycota, Eurotiomycetes, Chaetothyriales, Herpotrichiellaceae.